AUGCCGAGCGACGCCGUGCUUGCGUAUGUUCAGAAUGGGAAGCUGACGGUAGAUGGCAUCGAACUGGUUACGGGUGACCUGACCGUGCAGCGAUACAUCGAGCUCCCAGAGCAAGUGACGGGCCAAAGCGGUGUGGCCCAGAACGCGACGCACACAGACAACGACAUCGUCGUACGCCUCGAUAUUGAAGUGCAUGUGGAGCUGCAGAGCAAAUGGCUCACCCGGGAACUCAUCAACCGCAUCCAGAAGCUGCGGAAACGCGGGGCUGCAGGCGACGGACGACGCAGAUGUCUUCUAUGA
This is a messenger RNA of Sparassis crispa, 300 nucleotides long. RefSeq lists its product as hypothetical. The record is from RefSeq and is a predicted model, not a curated record. Bases 1 to 300 code for a protein of 99 amino acids. Lineage: Eukaryota; Fungi; Basidiomycota; Agaricomycetes; Polyporales; Sparassidaceae. The transcript has a single exon.